Molecule: messenger RNA, 315 nt
Organism: Staurois parvus
Lineage: Eukaryota; Metazoa; Chordata; Amphibia; Anura; Ranidae
Source: the annotation of a GenBank genome assembly
GCAGCAUUGGUGGGUGGGCACAGGUGGGUGGCACUGGUGGGCACAAGUGGGUGGGUGCCACUGCUGGGCACAUGUAGGUGGCACUUCUGGGCACAGGUAGGUGGCACUGCAGAGCGGCACAGGUGGGUGCACUGCUGGGCACAGGUGGGUGCACUGCUGGGCACAGGUGGGCGGAGCUAUAGUGGGCGCACUGCUGUGCGGAACUUGCGGGUGGCACUGCUGGGCACCGAUCAUCAGGGCACUGAUCAUCAGUGCCCUGAUGAUCGCGUGUCAUUGGACACCGCUAAUCAGGUGGUAAAAGGCCGCUGUGAUUGG